Messenger RNA from Orbicella faveolata, 2234 nucleotides. Its product is annotated as cytoplasmic dynein 2 intermediate chain 1-like. NCBI's taxonomy places the organism in Eukaryota, Metazoa, Cnidaria, Anthozoa, Scleractinia, Merulinidae. Gene Ontology annotation, biological process: intraciliary transport. Gene Ontology annotation, cellular component: cytoplasmic dynein complex. The record is from RefSeq and is a predicted model, not a curated record. Gene Ontology annotation, molecular function: dynein heavy chain binding; dynein light chain binding.
AACAGUCAGCUUCACUGCCCCAUUAAAGACAGUUCUCGUUUUAUUCGGCUAGAAAAAGUAAGACUUACCACUGCCAGCCAUGGAAGGAUCAACUUUGUUGCUGCAAAGCAGAAACAGAUCACUGAUAAAGUUGCCUCACGGACACGAAGGAGAGGGCAGGAACUGAUGCACUUGAUAGACCUUGAUGUUGCUGCGUUUGAUAUUUUUGAUUUGCCGCCACUCAAUGAGUAUGAGCUGUACAUAAAAAACUUUGGAAGGUCUGACACUAGACAGGAAUAUGUCCAAUGUAAUGAAGAUAAUCUGGAAAAAGAGAUACAAACAGAGGAAAUUGAGACAAGAACGAAAUGGACACAAAAUCCUGCAAGUGAUGCUGCUGGUUUUGGAGACGAUGAAGAUGAUUUGCAGGAGGAUUUAUCCAGUUUAACAGAAAAAGCAAAUAUCGAUAGCUUACGAUUGUCAAAAUUCCUUCAGCGGGCUACACAGGUGAGUUGUAAUGAAGAUAAUCUGGAAAAAGAGAUACAAACAGAGGAAAUUGAGACAAGAACGAAAUGGACACAAAAUCCUGCAAGUGAUGCUGCUGGUUUUGGAGACGAUGAAGAUGAUUUGCAGGAGGAUUUAUCCAGUUUAACAGAAAAAGCAAAUAUCGAUAGCUUACGAUUGUCAAAAUUCCUUCAGCGGGCUACACAGACGUGUUUAAUCCUUCUGGAGGAGAACAUCAGUGAACAGGCCAACACUCAGUUUAAAGACAGGAAUGAUAUGACCUGUAGUGAUGGAUUUAUUCAACUAUCAACUAAACAACCCUAUCUUGAAGGGCGACCAGUGAUAUGUGUUCAUAUAUCUCCAGUCCAGACAUACUUCUUACUUGUUGCUUACGGUCCUGUAAAGGAACAGGGCAAGGUUACUUCAAAGAUUGACAGUAAUAUCCAGGAUAAAGGUCUUGUAUGCUUCUGGAACACUAAUGAGCCCUCUGGACCGCAAAAAAUUUUAAUCUGCGAAUCUUCACCAAGGUGCUGUUGUUUGAGUCCUUCGAAGGCAACUUUAGCAUUUGCUGGCUUGGAAGACGGAUCACUGGUAGCGUGGGACUUGAGAGAGUCUUCGAUGAUGCCUAGCUUUUCCAGAGUCUCUUUUGGAGACAGUGAAAUAAUCUUGAGGCCGCCUACUUUCAGCACAGCUGGGGUGUUGAAAAAAGACGAGAGCCAUCUCAGUCCAGUUGUGUCCCUAUUGCCAAUUGUUAUGCCAGGAGACAGACAUAUGUUGCAAGAAAUUUCAGCAGCUACGAGCUUUGACUUGUUCAUAACUAUCCAUAAUACGUAUGAAAUUAUGUUAUAUGAUAUGCUAGGCUUAUCUUUCCAACUAGCUUCUUUAGAGGAAAAUGCUGCAAUUUAUCUAUGGGUUGUUGUUGAGCUUGAUAGAGCGAACACCGCAGGCUCAGAGUCGGAUCUUGGUUUGUCUCCUGGAGGAAAAAUAAAGCUGAUCAAAAGCUCUUCAAUAUCUCUUCAAUCGCCGUAUAGGGAUUUCCGUAGCAAGAUGAGUUUACAAGCGCUCAUAAUGAGAUUUCUACCUCACGAUCCUAAUCACAUUUAUGUUGGCACAGAUGGGGGUUAUGUUCUUCACUGUGAAAGGCACGGCAGUCGAGCACCUCCAAAGGCUCAUAGACCUGCUAUUGGUAAAUAAAUUUUUAACUGUACUAAGAGAACUGUGUCAUAUUGGGCGCUUUCCAUGUAAAUUUCGAAACGGGGACAAAUGUUACAGAAAUUUCCUGGGAAAGUUUCCAGACAAUUCAGAAAUUGUUGAAUUUCAGAAAAGUGAAACAUUCAACCGAAAAUUGCGGAUAUUCCAGGAGGAAAGUCAAAUAGAACGGAAAUUCCCGGUAAGACAUUUCCGAAAAUUUCGAUAUACCUAGCAAGGUUGUCCUCUUGUCAUGAAAUUACAGAAAAUGCUUUUCCAUUCAUCACUGGAAAUUUCAUUAGGGUGUUAGGGUGUUAGGGUUUUAGGGUAUUAGGGUAUUAGGGUUUCAGGGUGUUAGGGAAUUAGGGUACUAGGGUGUUUGGGUGUUGAGGUAUUAGGGUGUAAGGGUGUUAGGGUAUUAGGGUAUUAGCUUAUUAGCGUAUUAAAGUUUUAGGGUGUUAGACUAUUAGGGUACUUGGAUAUUAGGGUAUUAGUGUAUUAGGGUAUUAAGGUACUAGGGUGUUAGGGUGUUAAGUUAUGGCUGGUUUUCAGUGUCACGCAAUUCA